Molecule: messenger RNA, 702 nt
Organism: Ctenocephalides felis (cat flea)
Lineage: Eukaryota; Metazoa; Arthropoda; Insecta; Siphonaptera; Pulicidae
Product: 60S ribosome subunit biogenesis protein NIP7 homolog
Exons: 2
Coding region: 113-655 (180 amino acids)
Biological process (GO): ribosomal large subunit biogenesis; ribosome assembly
Cellular component (GO): preribosome, large subunit precursor; nucleus; nucleolus
Molecular function (GO): RNA binding
Source: RefSeq, a predicted model, not a curated record
UUAGACCUGUCACUACAUAACCCACGUGCGUUAACCUUGUCAAUCAAUAUUAAAUACAAAUAAUUAAAUAAAAUUAGUUAUAAACAAAUAAAUAUAAAGUUAUAAACAAAAAAUGAAGCGCCUGUCCGACGAUCGCACCAAGCUAUUAUUCGAAAAAUUAGCAAAAUAUAUUGGACCGAAUAUCAAACAACUAAUAGAUCGCCCAGAUGGAACUUAUUGUUUCCGUGAACACAAAGACAGAGUUUUCUAUGUAUCAGAAAAAAUUUUACGCCUAGCCGAAACCGUAUCACCUGACAACCUGCUAUCAGUAGGCACAUGUUUUGGAAAGUUUACAAAAACGAAUAAAUUUAGAUUGCACAUAACAGCACUCACGUUCUUAGCUCCAUAUGCUCCUUAUAAAAUCUGGGUCAAGCCUUCUGCAGAGCAGCAAUUCUUGUAUGGAAAUCCUGUCCUCAAAUCCGGUUUAGGACGUAUCACUGAGAACACCGAGAAAUACCAAGGUGUUGUGGUUUUAUCAAUGAGUGACUUGCCUCUAGGUUUUGGUGUUGCUGCCAGAUCCACAGCCGAGUGUAAACAUGCCGAUCCAAUGACUACCGUAUGUUUCCAUCAAGCAGAUAUUGGUGAAUACGUGCGAUCAGAAGAUACUUUAAUAUAAGUUUAAAUUAAUGUAUUUGGUUUAAUAAAAUAUAGUUUUGUAAGUAA